This is a messenger RNA of Tachyglossus aculeatus (Australian echidna), 1830 nucleotides long. Its product is annotated as ATP-dependent RNA helicase DDX19B-like. The record is from RefSeq and is a predicted model, not a curated record. Gene Ontology annotation, biological process: poly(A)+ mRNA export from nucleus. Lineage: Eukaryota; Metazoa; Chordata; Mammalia; Monotremata; Tachyglossidae. The transcript is spliced from 12 exons. Gene Ontology annotation, cellular component: nucleus; cytoplasmic stress granule. The coding region runs from base 39 to 1457 and encodes 472 amino acids. Gene Ontology annotation, molecular function: RNA helicase activity; RNA binding; ATP binding.
GGUGGCAACCGUGCCACCCUCCCCAGGGGGGGGGGACCAUGGCUACGGACGAGCCCGAAGGGGCAGCAAGGCUGUUGAGCAACUUGCAUUUCAAGGACGAAGGCACCGAACCAAAAGACAAGGAUCCUAAAACCAGAACUAUUAGCGAUGUCAAGACGAGUGACGAGGAGGAGAAAGAGGACAGAGCUGCCCAGUCACUGUUAAACAAGCUGAUCCACAGCAACCUCGUCGACAGCGCAAUCCAGGUGGACAUACUACAGCGCGAUCCCAAGUCCCCCCUCUUUUCCGUGAAAUCCUUUGAAGAGCUGCAACUGAAGCCCCAGCUUCUGCAGGGAGUCUACGCGAUGGGCUUCAACCGACCUUCUAAGAUCCAAGAGAACGCGCUGCCCAUAAUGCUCUCAGAACCUCCACAAAACCUGAUUGCACAGUCUCAGUCUGGUACUGGUAAAACAGCAGCCUUUGUCUUGGCUAUGCUUAGCCAGGUGGAACCCUUGGACAGGUUCCCACAGUGUCUGUGCCUUUCUCCCACGUACGAGCUGGUUCUCCAGACAGGGAAGGUCAUCGAACAGAUGAGCAGGUUCUCUCCUGAACUCAAGCUUGCCUAUGCCACCCGAAGCAAUAAAUUGGCGAGAGGGCAGAAAAUCAAAGAGAAUAUUGUGAUUGGGACUCCUGGGACAGUCCUGGACUGGUGCUCCAAGCUGAAGUUUAUCGACCCCAAGAAGAUUAAAGUGUUCGUCCUGGACGAGGCCGAUGUGAUGAUCGCCACCCAAGGCCACCAAGAUCAGAGCAUCCGCAUCCAGCGAAUGCUCCCCAGGGACUGCCAGAUGCUGCUCUUCUCCGCGACCUUCGAACCUUCAGUGUGGAGGUUCGCCCAGAAAGUGGUCCCCAACCCGAACAUCAUCAGACUGAGGCGGGAAGACGAGACCCUGGACACCAUCAAGCAGUGUUACAUGCUCUGCCGAAGUCGGGAAGAGAAGUUCCGGGCGCUCUGUAAUCUCUACGGGGCCAUCACCAUUGCACAAGCCAUGAUCUUCUGCCAAACCCGGAAAACGGCUAGUUGGCUGGCGGGAGAGCUAUCGAGGGAAGGACAUCAGGUGGCACUUUUGAGUGGCGAGAUGGUGGUGGAGCAGAGAGCCGCGGUGAUCCAGCGUUUCCGAGUGGGCAAAGAUAAAGUGUUGGUGACCACCAAUGUCUGUGCCAGAGGAAUCGACAUUGAGCAGGUGUCGGUGGUGGUCAACUUUGAUCUCCCGGUGGACAAGGACGGGAAUCCAGAUAACGAGACGUACCUUCACCGGAUCGGGCGCACUGGGCGCUUCGGCAAGCGGGGCCUGGCGGUGAACUUGAUCGACAGCAAGCACAGCAUGAACAUCCUAAACCGCAUCCAGGAACAUUUCAAUAAGAGAAUAUAUCGACUGGAUACAGAUGAUUUGGAUGAGAUUGAAAAAAUAACCAACUGAAAAGCAACGACUGGACCGGUUUUAUCCCUUCUCCGGGGGCGUUUCUUGUGCAACGGUCGGGCUGGUUGGUGUUCAGGUUGACGCAGGUCACGGAGGGGAUUAUGAUGUAAAUGCCCAGAAAUGACCUCAUUUGAAAUUGUGGUUGGGCUUCAAAUGGCCAAUAACAGGGAAGUGGAAAGAGAAAAUGUUUACAUUUAUAAGAUGUUAAGGUUUCUUAGUCUAGUCUUAGGAUUGAAAAACAUUUUUCAAAACAGGCCAAAAAAUUCCCAUUUGCUUAACUUCUGAAAGCAAUAAACAAUGGAUUUGUUAAUUCACUAAGACAGGGCUUCCUUUCUGUCUCUAAACAUCAAGUCCAAAUGGAGCAACUGGGUUG